This is a messenger RNA of Chinchilla lanigera (long-tailed chinchilla), 3328 nucleotides long. RefSeq names its product sema domain, transmembrane domain (TM), and cytoplasmic domain, (semaphorin) 6B (gene Sema6b). Gene Ontology annotation, molecular function: semaphorin receptor binding; chemorepellent activity. The record is from RefSeq and is a predicted model, not a curated record. Gene Ontology annotation, biological process: axon guidance; negative chemotaxis; positive regulation of cell migration. Lineage: Eukaryota; Metazoa; Chordata; Mammalia; Rodentia; Chinchillidae.
UGAGUCACAAAUCCUGGAAGCCCAGGGUCAGGCGAGGCGGCCCACGAUUCCCUCCAGGCCUUCCUGUUUUUUGGCCUUGAAAGCUCGGUGGCGGGCACUGCAGGGCGCCCAUGUCCCCCAGUCGCUCUCACUUGCAAGGGCCUCCGGAUUCUGGAGCCACCCAGCCAGCGCGGGGCUGGGAGACGACCUGCUGCCCAGAAGGGGAACCAAGGCCCGGCCCGCCAGAGACUUUCCAGGACGGUACCACCGCAAAGAUUCUCAGUAGGAGCUUCCGGGACCCGUCGCACCCCUUCUGCUUCCGGAAGUGCACACCGUCCAGCUCUCUGCCCCGCCUCGUCUGCCGUUGUCACCUCUGCCACCUGGCCCUCGCCAUGCUGACCUCGCGAGCGCCCCCUCCCCGCCCGGCCCUGCUGCUCCUCCUGCUGCUACUGGGGGGCACCCACAGCCUCUUCCCCGAGGAACCGCCGCCGCUCAGCGUGGCCCCCAGGGACUACCUGAAGUUCUACCCCGUGUUCGUGGGCGGAGGACCUGGGCGCCCGGGCCCUGCCGAGGCCACCGAGGACCUCAACAUCCAGCGAGUGCUGCGGGUCAACAGGACGCUGUUCAUCGGGGACAGGGAUAAUCUGUACCGAGUGGAGCUGGAGCCCCCCACGCCCACAGAGCUGCGGUACCAGCGGAAGCUGACCUGGCGGUCUAACCCCAGCGACAUAGACGUGUGUCGGAUGAAGGGCAAGCAGGAGGGCGAGUGCCGGAACUUCGUGAAGGUCCUGCUGCUUCGCGAUGAGUCCACGCUGUUUGUGUGCGGUUCCAACGCCUUCAACCCAGUGUGCGCCAAUUACAGUAUGGACACACUGCAGCCUGUUGGGGAUAACAUUAGCGGCAUGGCUCGCUGCCCGUAUGACCCCAAACACGCCAACGUCGCCCUCUUCUCGGACGGGAUGCUCUUCACAGCCACCGUGACCGACUUCCUGGCCAUCGAUGCCGUCAUCUACCGCAGCCUCGGGGACCGCCCCACCCUGCGCACCGUGAAACACGACUCCAAGUGGUUCAAAGAGCCCUACUUUGUCCACGCGGUGCAGUGGCGCAGCCACGUCUAUUUCUUCUUCCGGGAGAUCGCGAUGGAGUUUAACUACCUGGAGAAGGUGGUGGUGUCUCGCGUGGCCCGGGUGUGCAAGAACGACUUGGGUGGCUCCCCGCGCGUGCUGGAGAAGCAGUGGACGUCCUUCCUGAAGGCGCGCCUCAACUGCUCCGUGCCCGGGGACUCCCACUUCUACUUCAACGUGCUGCAGGCCGUCACCGGCGUGGUCAGCCUGGGCGGCCGGCCCAUCGUCCUGGCCGUCUUCUCCACGCCCAGCAACAGCAUCCCGGGCUCGGCAGUGUGUGCUUUUGACAUGAGGCAGGUGGCCGCUGUGUUCGAAGGCCGCUUCCGAGAGCAGAAGUCACCCGAGUCCAUCUGGACCUCGGUGCCGGAGGAUCAGGUGCCGCGGCCCCGGCCGGGGUGCUGCGCAGCACCGGGCUCGCAGUACAACGCCUCGAGCGCCCUGCCAGACGAGAUCCUGAACUUCAUCAAGACGCACCCGCUGAUGGAGGAGGCGGUGCCCUCCCUGGGCCACGCGCCCUGGAUCGUGCGCACGCUCAUGCGGCACCAGCUCACCCGAGUGGCCGUGGACGUGGGCGCCGGCCCCUGGGGCAACCAGACCGUGGUCUUCCUGGGCUCUGAGGUGGGCACUGUCCUCAAGUUCCUCGUCUGGCCCAACGCCAGUGUCGCGGGCACCACUGGGCCCAGUGUCUUCCUGGAGGAGUUUGAGACCUACCGGCCCGACAGGUGCGGACGGCCUGGUGGCGGCGGCGUUGAGACGGGGCAGCGGCUGCUGAGCCUGGAGCUGGACGCGGCCUCGGGCGGCCUGCUGGCGGCCUUCCCGCGGUGCGUGGUCCGCGUGCCUGUGGCCCGCUGCCAGCAGUACUCGGGAUGCAUGAAGAACUGCAUCGGCAGCCAAGACCCCUACUGCGGCUGGACCCCGGAUGGCUCCUGUAUCUUCCUCAGCCCAGGCACCAGGGCCGUCUUUGAGCAGGACGUGUCUGGUGCCAGCACCUCAGGCUUAGGGGACUGUACAGGCCUCCUGCGAGCCAGCCUCUCAGAGGAGCGCGCUGGGCUGGUGUCAGUGAACCUGCUGGUGACCUCGUCGGUGGCUGCCUUCGUGGUCGGGGCCGUGGUGUCCGGCUUCAGCGUGGGCUGGUUCGUGGGCCUGCGCGAGCGGCGGGAGCUGGCGCGGCGCAAGGACAAGGAGUCCAUCCUGGCGCACGGCGGCGGCGCGGCACCGCGCGCGCCACGCCCGCCCCGGCUCGGACUCGGCCCACCUCCUCCCCUAUGGGGCGGGGGACAGGACUGCGCCCCCGGUGCCCUAAGCCGGGGCCCCCCCAAUGCCUUGGCAGUGCCAGCCACGGGAACCAGGAGCAGGAGACGGCGCCAGGAUGCCAGGCCCCGGCCGGCUCCGCUGGGUGCUCAAGCCCCCCACCCCGGCCUUCCGGGGACCCUCCUCGGCCACACGGAAGCACAAGAGCGCGCACUCCCUGCCGCGGCAGGCAGCUGGGGUGCAGGACUCUGAGACCACCGGGUUGGGUGGGCGGCCGGAGGGAUCUGCUGUGAAUUUGAGAUUGACCUUCUGCGUAGACAUUUUUGGUUUCUUUUGCAGUUUUUCUAAGGAAUUGCACAACUCCCUUUUUGGGGUGGCGGCCGGAGGGGGUGGCUCUGGCCUUGGAUGGGGAGUAGGGGGCGCAGCUGCAGACCCAAGUCCCUCUACCUCCUCCGAAAGGUCCCUCCCCCGGCCGGGCCCCUGGUGUGUGUGGGUGUGUGCGCGUGUGCAUGCCGUGUUCGUGUGCAAGGGCCGGGGAGGGAGGCACGUGUGUGUGCGCAGGGCCACCCGUGCUGUGCGUGUGUCUUAAGAGUGAGUGUGGGGACCCCAGCGGCCCCGGGUCGGCUGAGCCAACGCCGGGGCUUCCGAGGUGCCGGCCGGGAGUUUGGGCCCCGCUUCUGCGAAGGGAGCAGGGUUGGCCGGGUCCAGGCGAGGAGACGCGAGAGCCUGUCCACGGGUCACAUCGGCAACAGCUCCUAAAGGGCUUGGGGGUCUGGGGGCGGUGGAGACAGGCAGGGCCCCCUGUAAAUACGGCCCCAGGGUGGUCAGAGAGUCCCAUGCCACCCGACCCCUUGUGACCUCCCCCGACCUCCAGCUGACUGUGCAUGCCACGUAGCCGGCUGAGUCUCGGACCCUCUGGAGUUCACCUCCCCCGGCCCCUCCCCAUCAAUAAAACUCUGUUUACAACCACCGGC